Messenger RNA from Eubalaena glacialis (North Atlantic right whale), 3685 nucleotides. RefSeq names its product NIMA related kinase 10 (gene NEK10). Bases 1 to 3348 code for a protein of 1115 amino acids. NCBI's taxonomy places the organism in Eukaryota, Metazoa, Chordata, Mammalia, Artiodactyla, Balaenidae. The transcript has 35 exons. Gene Ontology annotation, biological process: protein phosphorylation. The record is from RefSeq and is a predicted model, not a curated record. Gene Ontology annotation, molecular function: ATP binding; protein serine/threonine kinase activity.
AUGCCUGAUCAAGACAAAAAAGUGAAGACCACAGAAAAAUCAACCGAUAAAAAACAACAAGGAAUCAUCACCAGGGACUAUUCAGAUCUUAAAAGACUUCUGUGCCUUUUGAACGUUCAGUCAAGCAAACAACAGCUUCCAGCCAUUAACUUCGAUAGUGCCAGAAGCAGCAUGACGAAAUCUGAGCCUGCCAGGGCGGGUGGACACAGAGCUCGAGGUCAGUGGCACGAGUCCACAGAAGCCAUUGAACUUGAAAAUUUUAGUAUAAACUACAAGAAUGAGAGAAAUUUCAGCACACAUCCGCAGCAUAAACUAUUUCAGGAGAUUUUUACAGCCUUGGUGAAAAAUAGACUCAUAUGCAGAGAGUGGGUUGAUCGAGCCCCAUCUCUUCAUUUUCUGAGAGUAUUAAUUUGUCUGAGACUUCUAAUGAGGGAUCCAUGUUAUCAGGAAAUGCUCCAUAGCUUGGGUGGGAUUGAAAACCUAGCUCAGUACAUGGAGAUCGUGGCCCACGGGUACCUCGGCUCCGGGGAGGCACAGCACAGCGUGGACAAGCUGGUCAACAUGACGUAUAUUUUUCAAAAACUUGCUGCUGUCAAAGACCAAAGAGAAUGGGUCACCACAAGCGGAGCCCACAAGACAUUAGUAAAUUUACUCAGUGCCCGAGAUACUAAUGUUCUGUUGGGUGCCCUUCUGGCUCUGGCUAGUUUAGCUGAAAGUCCAGAAUGUAGGGAGAAAAUAAGUGAACUCAACAUUGUAGAAAAUCUGCUGAUGAUUUUACAUGAAUAUGACUUGCUUUCCAAAAGGCUGACAGCUGAGCUGCUGCGCCUGCUCUGUGCCGAGCGCCAGGUGAGAGAGCAGGUGAAGCUCUACGAGGGGGUCCCCAUCCUCCUCAGCUUGCUGCACUCAGACCACCUACAGCUGCUGUGGAGCGUCGUCUGGAUCCUGGUUCAGGUUUGUGAGGACCCUGAGACCAGUGUGGAAAUUCGCAUUUGGGGAGGCAUCAAGCAGAUUCUUCAUAUUUUACGAGGGGACAGAAAUUUUGUUUCUGAUCAUUCCUCCAUUGGAAGCCUGUCUAGUGCCAAUGCGGCAGGCCGAAUCCAGCAGCUUCAUUUGUCAGAAGAUUUAAGCCCUCAGGAAAUACAAGAAAAUACUUUCUCUCUUCAAGCAGCCUGCUGUGCGGCCCUCACGGAACUGGUGCUUGACGACACCAACGCCCACCAGGUGGUUCAGGAAAAUGGUAUAUAUACAAUAGCAAAAUUAAUUUUACGAAAUAAACAAAAGAAUGCAGCAAAAACUAAUCUAUUACAGUGUUAUGCGUUCAGAGCCUUGAGGUUUCUCUUCAGUAUGGAAAGAAACAGACCACUCUUUAAAAGACUUUUCCCCACCGACUUGUUUGAGAUCUUCAUUGACAUAGGACAUUAUGUUCGUGAUAUCAGUGCUUAUGAAGAAUUAGUAUCAAAGUUGAAUUUAUUAGUGGAGGAUGAACGGAAGCAAAUUGCUGAAAAUAUUGAAAGCAUUAAUCAGAAUAAAGCUCCUUCGAAAUAUAUAGGCAACUAUGCAGUUUUGGAUCAUCUUGGAAGUGGAGCUUUUGGCUGUGUUUACAAGGUUAGAAAGUGUAGUGGUCAAAAUCUUUUAGCAAUGAAAGAAGUCAAUUUACAUAACCCAGCAUUUGGAAAGGAUAAAAAAGAUCGAGACAGCAGUGUAAGGAAUAUUGUUUCUGAAUUAACCAUAAUUAAAGAGCAGCUUUAUCAUCCCAAUGUUGUACGCUAUUACAAAACAUUUCUGGAAAAUGAUAGGUUGUAUAUAGUUAUGGAGCUUAUAGAAGGGGCCCCUCUUGGAGAGCAUUUCAGUUCUUUGAAGGAAAAACAACAUCAUUUUGCUGAAGAGAGACUAUGGAAAAUAUUUAUACAGCUGUGCCUAGCUCUUCGGUACUUACACAAGGAGAAGAGGAUCAUCCACAGAGAUCUGACGCCAAACAACAUUAUGUUGGGGGAUAAGGACAGAGUAACAGUUACUGACUUUGGCCUGGCAAAGCAAAAACAAGAAAGCAGUAAACUUACAUCUGUUGUAGGAACAAUUCUGUAUUCCUGCCCUGAGGUGCUGAAGAGUGAGCCGUAUGGGGAGAAGGCUGAUGUCUGGGCAGUAGGCUGCAUCCUUUAUCAGAUGGCGACUCUGAAUCCUCCCUUCUACAGCACAAACAUGCUCUCCCUGGCCACAAAAAUAGUGGAGGCGGUAUAUGAACCAGUGCCAGAAGGCAUCUAUUCUGAAAAGGUGACCACUAUCAUCAGCAGAUGCCUCACUCCUGAUGCAGAAACCCGCCCAGAUAUUGUAGAAGUCAGCUCCAUGAUAUCAGAUGUCAUGAUGAAGUAUGUAGAUAAUUUAUCCGCAUCCCAGCUGGCCUUGGAGAAGAAGCUGGAACGGGAACGGAGACGCACACAGAGGUAUUUUAUGGAAGCCAACCGGAACACAGUCAUGUGUCAGCGCGAGCCGUCUCUGCUCUCUCAAGAAUCCUUUGAGAAGGCAAGCUUGAGUAGAAGCAGCAGUGGAGCAGGAAGCCUGAAAAGUGAGCUUUCAGAAAGCACAGACCUGCCGCCUGAGGGCUUCCAUGCCCCCUGUGAUAAGGACGAAGACCGAGCCAGUGCUGGAAUCUUGUCAGAUGAUAACUUCAACUUGGAAAAUAUUGAGAAAGAUAUAUAUUCAGAGUUCAAUGAUGAAUUGGACACUUUGGAUAACUCCAGCAGCUCCAGUUCAAACCCUUUGAAGGAAUCUACAUUCAUCACUUUAAAGAGAAGUUUUAGUGCUUCAGGAGGAGAAAGACAAUCCCAAACAAGAGACUUCACUGGUGGAAUAGGAUCAAGACCAAGGCCAGCAUCUGCAGGAAUUGCUGUGUCCCAGAGAAAAGUACGUCAGAUCAGUGAUCCUAUUCAGCAGAUCUUAAUCCAGCUGCACAAAAUCAUCUACAUCACUCAGCUUCCUCCAGCUUUGCACCACAAUUUGAAAAGAAAGGUUAUAGAGAGAUUCAAGAAAUCCCUCUUCAGCCAGCAGAGUAACCCUUGUAAUUUGAAAUCUGAAAUUAAAAAGUUAUCUCAGGGAUCUCCAGAACCAAUUGAGCCCAACUUUUUCACAGCAGAUUACAAUUUAUUGCAUCGUUCAUCAGGUCGAAACAGCCUGUCCCCAAAUAACCCAACAGGUCUACCCUCCAGCUUUGAUUUGGAGCAGGGGAUAACAUAUGAACAGAUGCAGAUUGUGAUUGAAGAAGUCCUAGAGGAAAGUGGUUAUUACAAUUUUACUUCUAACAGGUAUCACUCCUAUCCAUGGGGGAACAAGAAUCACCCAACCAAAAGAUGAAAGUGCUGCAUUUUGAAUGGACUUGGUUUUCCCAGUGAAGAUCAAGUUCUGGACUUCAACCACUACUGGCAAGAUGCCCAAAGAUUGGGUGCUGCUAAAAGAGUGUGGAAGAGAAAAGACCAACAUGCCAUGGUGCCUGUAGGACCUCUUUCUGGAGGUCCGGUGCUAAGAGGCUUCAUCCUUGGGACACAUGUAUACAGAAUGACAGAGCUCCCAGUGUGCUCCUGGGAGAAAAUGCUGCAAAAUUCAUCUGUGAGAAGAAAACCCACUCCUUGCAGAACUUUUCUCCAAGUUAAAAAAAAAAACUUGUCAUAUUUUUCAAAGGAAUCUACUUAGA